UUGAUCCACUUUAAAAACAAAAAAAAAAAAAUCAAAAAGACAAAACUUUUCAAAAUCAGACAACAACCGACACUCUGUUCCGUUAGGGUUUUCUGUUUGCGUCACCAGCCUCCUCCUCCUCCUAACCAUGGCGGAGAAACCAACCGACGACGUCAUGCUCUUACACGGCGACCUCGAUCUCACAAUCGUCCAAGCCAGAAAGCUCCCGAACAUGGACACCUUCUCCAACCACCUCCGCCUCUGCCUCACCGUCUGCACCAACCCCACCACAACGGACGAAGAAGAAGACCGCAGAGCCAGAGACGGCCUCCCACCGCCGCCGCCGCCGCCUUCAAACGCCCGCAGCCACCGCAAAGUCAUCACCAGCGACCCUUACGUCACCGUCGUCGUCCCGCAAGCCACCCUCGCCCGAACCCGCGUCUUGAAAAACUCCCAAGAUCCCAAAUGGGACGAGCACUUCACCAUCUCCAUAGCUCACCCUAUGUCUCACUUAGAGUUCCAAGUCAAAGACGACGACGUUUUCGGCGCCCAGAUCAUCGGCACGGCGAAAAUCCCGGUUAAGGACAUCGCCUCCGGUUCACCGGUUAAAGGCUGGUUCCCUAUCCUCGGCGCCUCCGGGAAGCCCCCGAAGAAGGAGACCGCUCUGUACAUCGAGAUGACGUUCACUCCCUUCGAUCAGAUCCAUACCUACCGCAGCGGUAUCGCCGGAGAUCCGGAGCGGAAAGGUGUGAAAGGAACUUACUUUCCGGUGAGGAAGGGGAGUCAGGUGAGGCUUUACCAAGACGCUCACGUGAUGGACGGGAUGCUGCCGGAGAUUGGGUUGGACGGUGGGAAGGUUUAUCAGCACGGCAAGUGUUGGGAGGAUAUUUGCUAUGCGGUCUCCGAGGCUCACCAUAUGAUUUAUGUCGUUGGUUGGUCUGUGUUUCAUAAGGUGAAGCUCGUUAGGGAGCCGACGAGGAAGUUGCCGAGAGGUGGGGAUUUGACGCUUGGGGAGUUGUUGAAGUAUAAGUCGGAAGAAGGUGUGAGGGUUUUGUUGCUUGUGUGGGAUGAUAAGACUUCUCAUGAUAAGUUUGGGAUUAGAACGCCUGGAGUAAUGGGGACACAUGACGAAGAGACGAGGAAGUUUUUCAAGCAUUCUUCUGUGAUAUGUGUAUUGUCUCCUCGCUAUGCCAGCAGUAAGCUUGGGUUGUUCAAACAACAGGUUGUUGGCACUCUAUUCACGCACCAUCAGAAGUGUGUUCUUGUAGACACUCAGGCCGCUGGUAACAACCGCAAAGUCACAGCUUUUCUUGGAGGUAUAGAUCUUUGUGACGGCCGCUACGACACACCUGAGCACAGGAUACUACAUGAUCUUGACACUGUAUUUAAGGAUGAUUUCCACAAUCCUACAUAUCCAGUUGGUACGAAGGCUCCAAGACAACCUUGGCACGAUCUGCACUGCAGGCUAGAAGGUCCUGCUGCGUAUGAUGUUCUCAUGAACUUUGAGCAGCGUUGGAGGAAAGCCACACGGUGGAAGGAGUUCAGCUUAAGGUUAAAGGGGAAAACUCACUGGCAAGACGAUGCUUUGAUUAGGAUAGGACGUAUAUCGUGGAUUCUAAGUCCAGUGUUUAAGUAUCUGAAGGACGGUACUAAUAUGGUUCCUGAGGAUGAUCCAAUUGUGUAUGUUUCCAAAGAAGACGACCCUGAGAACUGGCACGUUCAGGUGUUCCGUUCGAUUGACUCUGGAUCCUUGAAAGGGUUUCCAAAAUAUGAAGAUGAGGCUAAGUCACAAAAUCUGGAAAGUGCCAAGCGACUUGUGGUGGAUAAAAGCAUACAGACAGCGUACAUACAGACAAUCAGAUCUGCUCAGCAUUUCAUUUAUAUAGAGAAUCAGUAUUUUCUUGGUUCUUCUUAUGCUUGGCCUAAUUAUAAAGAUGCAGGAGCUGAUAAUCUUAUACCUAUGGAGUUGGCACUAAAGAUUGUUAGUAAAAUCAGAGCUAAAGAGAGAUUUUCUGUGUAUGUGGUCAUACCAUUGUGGCCUGAAGGCGACCCUAAGUCUGGACCUGUGCAAGAGAUUCUAUAUUGGCAGAGCCAAACUAUGCAGAUGAUGUAUGAUGUCAUAGCAAGAGAACUGAAAGCAGUGGAGUCAGAUGCUCACCCUCUAGAUUACCUUAACUUUUACUGCCUUGGUAAACGAGAGCGGUUCCCAGAUGAUAAGCCAGACACCAAUGGCAGUGCGGAAUCGGAUUCUUAUAGGUUCCAGCGUUUCAUGAUCUAUGUGCACGCAAAGGGGAUGAUAGUAGAUGAUGAGUAUGUACUAAUGGGAUCUGCUAACAUCAACCAAAGAUCAAUGGCCGGGACGAAAGAUACCGAGAUAGCCAUGGGUGCAUAUCAACCCCAUCAUACAUGGACUAACAAGGGAAAACACCCACGUGGCCAGGUGUAUGGUUACAGGAUGUCACUAUGGGCAGAGCAUUUAGGCAAAACAGGAGAUGAGUUUGUGGAGCCUGGUGAUCUAGAAUGUGUCAGGAACGUGAACGAAAUCGCUGAAGGGAACUGGAAGAAGUUCAUUGAUCCUAAAUUCUCGGAGCUGCAAGGUCACUUGAUUAAGUAUCCACUGCAAGUAGACGUUGAUGGUAAAGUGAGCUCACUUCCAGAUUACGACAGUUUCCCAGAUGUUGGUGGUAAGAUCAUUGGAGCUCAUUCCAUGGCUCUCCCUGAUACUCUAACCACUUAAAUGUUGUAAUGUUCUCAAUGUUGUGUGAAGUUGUACAUUUUGUAACUUUUGUUGUUUUUAUUUAUUCUUUUAUGAUUUGUUGUCAAACUGUAUUUGUUUGGGGUCCAAAAAAUAGAAUGUGUGGACUGUGGAGGCAACAAAAUAAUAAGGAUAUUCAGUUUUUUUUCUU
This is a messenger RNA of Brassica oleracea var. oleracea, 2885 nucleotides long. Its product is annotated as phospholipase D delta-like. The record is from RefSeq and is a predicted model, not a curated record. Bases 128 to 2716 code for a protein of 862 amino acids. Gene Ontology annotation, cellular component: plasma membrane. Lineage: Eukaryota; Viridiplantae; Streptophyta; Magnoliopsida; Brassicales; Brassicaceae. Gene Ontology annotation, molecular function: D-type glycerophospholipase activity; calcium ion binding. Gene Ontology annotation, biological process: phosphatidylcholine metabolic process; phospholipid catabolic process. The transcript is spliced from 9 exons.